AUGGACCCUCCAAAGCGCACCCGUUUAAUUCAAAAGCUAAUUACCCGCCUAGUUCAGCUUUUCAAGCCCACCAAGAAUCAAGCUCAUACACUCGAAAGAUAUCCCGCCUCAAGCUCUCCCCAGUACCACUUCUCCGAUAAAGACAUAAAGAUGGCCGAAGAAGAAGAUUUCAGCUCCAUACCCUUGGCCGACCGCUUCACCCACAAGGUCUGGAAGGUCAGAAAAGGAGCAUACGAAGAAGCUGCCAAGCAGUUCGAGAAGUCCCCCGACGAGUCCGAUCCCUGUUUCCGACCAUUCUUGAACGACCCAAGCUUGUGGAAUAAAGCAGUUUUAGACUCAAACGUUGCCGCCCAACAAGAAGCCGUCACCGCUCUGGUCGCGUUUCUCAAAUAUGGUGGACGAGACUGCUGCUUGAGGUCACGAAACCAAACCAUCACCCCCAUGGUCGAAAAAUGUCUCUCCUCAACCCGUGCCAUAAUUAAGCAAAACUCCAUGGAAGCUCUGCUACUUUAUAUCGAACUUGACGUCGCCGGGCCAGUCAUCGAGGACAUGCUUCCUGGCUUGAACAACAAGGUCCCAAAGAACAUUGCUGCGACGCUAAAUGCUCUUAUGCAGAUUUUCCAUAACUAUGGCUGCAAGGUCGUCGACCCGAAAGCCGUGCUCAAAGCACUCCCUAAAGCCUUCGGUGCUGCCGACAAGAACGUCCGCGCUGAAGCCACGAACUUGACAGUUGAGCUAUACAGAUGGCUGAGGGAGGCCAUGAAGCCUAUGUUCUGGGGCGAACUCAAGCCCACACAGCAAACUGAUUUGGAAGCGCAGUUCGAGAAGGUCAAGGCUGAGGGCACCCCCAAGCAAGAACGUCUGCUCCGAUCGCAACAAGAAGCCCUUGACGCUGCCCCCGAAGGCGGCGAGGAGGGUGGAGAAGGCGACGUUGAGGGCGAGGAUGUUGGUGAAGUCGACGCUUUCGACCUGGCCGAGCCUCAAGACAUCAGCAAGAAGAUCCCUCCUAACUUUAGUGACCAGCUUGCUUCGUCAAAAUGGAAGGAUCGAAAAGAAGCUGUCGAUGCUCUCUACCAGGCCCUCAACGUUCCUCGUAUCAAGGAAACUGACUUCAACGAAGUCUGUCGUGGUUUGGCCAAGUGCAUGAAGGACGCCAACAUUUCCGUCGUCACACAAGCGGUGCUGUGUAUCGAGGCUCUUGCAAAGGGACUACGCAAGGGUUUUGCGAAAUAUCGGCAGACCGUAAUGCAGCCCAUAAUGGACCGCCUCAAAGAGAAGAAAGCAACGGUAUCAGAUGCUCUAGGAGCUGCCCUCGAUGCUGUUUUCGCCUCCACUGAUUUAACUGAGUGUCUCGAGGACAUCAUCGCAUAUCUUAGCAACAAGAACCCGCAGGUCAAGGAAGGAACCAUGAAGUUCUUGAUUCGAUGCCUGCGGACAACACGGGAUGUGCCAAGCAAACAGGAGCAGGCCGCUAUCUGUGAAGCUGGAAAGAAGCUCUUGUCAGAGUCGACCGCUGUACUUCGAGACGGUGGUGCUGAGAUUCUCGGUACUGUCAUGAAGAUCAUUGGCGAACGUGCCAUGACACCCAACUUGGAAGCGCUAGACGACAUUCGCAGAAACAAGGUCAAGGAGUUCUUUGAGGCAGCUGAAGUUAAGGCCAAGGAAAAGCCCAAGCCCAAGCCUGCUGCCGCCCCAGCCAAAGCACCCCCAAAGAAGGUUAUGGGUGGAAAGAAGCCUUUGGCCAAAAAGGCUGCACCUGCUGCCGCCGCUCCUGUGAUGCCCGAUGAGGCUCCUCUCGCCCCCCAACCUUCGUCUAGACCAGCCCCUGGCAAGCUAGGAAAGCCUGGACUUGGAUUGAAGGGUCCUCAGAAGAGAACCCUUGGGGCACCUGGCCCUGCCUCUCCCCGUAGGGCUCCCGUCAUGCCCGAUGAAGAGCCAGUAGCACCUCUCCAGCCUCGCCUUGGUCUCUCUCGAGGUCUUACCGGACGCUCACUCGCCAAACCUGCUGCACCUUCACCCCCACCCGCACCAGCCUCGCCGCCUCCAUCUAGCGGUCUUACUGCUGUGGAACGUGCGGAAAUCGAGGAGCUACGAGCAGCCAACGAUCGACUAAGUCGACAAGUAGAUGAGAUGCGACAGGAACGUAGCAAGUUCAUGUCGGAGAUUCAAGAGCUCAAGAACCAGAACGCUGGCCUGAUUGAGGAUCAUACCCGCGACGUGUUGAGUAUCAAAGCUAAGGAGACGCAGCUGGUUCGCGCGAGAAGUGAUGCAGAGGCUACCGAACAGGUUAAUGACCGCCUGAGGCGCGAGCUCGAUAGACUUAAGAAGGCUUUGAGUCGUGCUGAGGGACUUAGUCAUUCCGGAAACGGUAUGCACAGCCCUGGCGGUAUUGCUUCACCCACACAUGAAGACGUCUACAGAGACCAUGGACCACCUUCAGUGAGCCGCCAUAGAAUGAGCGUCACAAGCAGUAUGUCCGAAGAGAAGGAAAACGGCGAAUCGAUGAUGUCUCGCAGUAAAAUCAGCCCUGAGAUGCGGUACGCUGGCAGUGCAAGCUCGUCAGGCCGUGGAUCUCCGGCAAGAGGAUUCAGGAGUGCGACAUCUUUCCGUGACGAAGACCAUACACCAGCACCCUCCCAGCGACCAAUGUCAUCACUACCUCAACCAACAGGCAACGGUGCUGAGAGUUGGAGGAGAGCAGCUGAGGUGACGAGCCAGCUGAAGGCCAGAAUUGAACAGAUGAAGGCCAAGCAAGGACUCGCUCGACCUUAG
Messenger RNA from Fusarium sp. VM40, 2772 nucleotides. Lineage: Eukaryota; Fungi; Ascomycota; Sordariomycetes; Hypocreales; Nectriaceae. The record is from the annotation of a GenBank genome assembly.